AUGCGCAAACCGAGUGCAUUUUUGUUUUUAAUAUUUUUCCAUGGAGUCGCGUGCCAGCCCGACAUCGCCACGAUACUAAGGGCGGGAUUGGAUCUCGUAUCGGCGGCCUCGAAUCCCGUCGAUUUCGCCCUGGAGACUUUCAAUUUCGUGCAAGUAUUGCUCGGCAACGGCGAGCAGGAGGACUCGGGCCAGAUCUCGGAAAAGCUCGACGCGAUCAGCGACCAGCUGAACCAAAUUUCCGAAGAGAUAUCCGACUUCAAGGACGAGCUUUACGAAAAAUUGGAUCUGAUCGUGAAAAACGUAGAGCUGAAGACCAAGUUGGACUCGGUUUUCGACAUCAUGAACCAGAUCAAUUCCUACUUUCUCACGUCGAUCGAGAUUCAAAAGCCCAAGCGCGUUUUGAACAGUACCCUGGACGACUUUUUGAGGAUCGCCACGACCAUGAGCCCGCACGGCUUGAAGUACCUCUUGAGCGAGUUGCACGUGCUGCUGGGCCAAGGCAAGUGGUCCGACAGCAUCAUGAAGAUCCUCACCGACCCGCAAUUAGAAGCAGGAUUCGUUUGCGAGAGAAGGCAAUCGCACAAUCAGAUCAUAUACAAUUUGUACAAGAUGAUUUACAUGUCCGAGUUCAAGGGAAUCACGACGAUGUUAUUCGCGUAUUACCACUUGUCCAAGAAGGAGCGCAGAAAAGGCGAGAUACCCGAGCUGGUGAUUCUCAGAAAAGAGUACAACAGGAGAAGCACGAGUACAUUGAUGGCUACGAAGAAAGCGAUGAGCCGCGUGUCGCGAGAUUAUUGGCGAUGCGAGCCCGGUGAACAAAUCGAGGCCAAAACGUACGUACCGUUCAGCCCGUUCCUGCAAAAGUUCGUGAUGUUCGAGCAGGCGGCCGAGUACGGCUCGUGCCAAGGUGGCUGCGACAGGUACGAUCACAUCCAAAUGGCCAUUGGCUGCUCCAUUGGCUACGAUCCUUCGUGCGGACUGCAUUCUUUGAAAAAAUGUACUGGAUUCGUCAGAAAUUGCGAAACAUUUCACGAUUACUUGACCAUUUGCAACGCGAAGUCCAGUGACGGCCAGUACAGAUACAAGUCCAUUAAAGAUUCGAACGGCGAGGUGUAUGGUCUCGAUGACAAUUGCGACGGCGAUUCGACGACUUGGGCCGAAUCAAGGAGAAGCUCGAACCUCCUUUACCAGUGUGAAAAUUGCUUGUGCACCUGCGAGGACCUCAGAGUAGAGCUAAAUAAUUACAUCGACUUGCAAGGAUCCACUUCGGAUAUAACGCAGAAUAAAGUCGUAACGGGCGUGGCAUUUCGUAUGCUGAGCGGCGUCCUGCACAUCGCCAUACAGCAGGGCAAACUGCGCGAGAACGGCACGAUCGAGAGGAGCGAGGUGAAAUGGAAAAGAGUCAACGAUUAUAUAGCCGAGGGUCGAAGCGUCAAGCAGGGCGAAGAUUAUGUCCAGCUCAACUGGGAUCGGCGGACUUUCGCUUUGAACGAACCGAUCGACGUGCCUGACUCGCACGCGGUCACCGGCGUGAGAUUUCAGCUCGACCGAGGCAUGCUGCGUUUGGCAGUCAGACUGACGGAAUUCGAGUUCGAGACUGGCAAUCUCCUGACAAGUACUUCCUUCUGGAUCAAAGGAUUUCAAUCCAAGAAAGAAAUGGAAGAAAUCGUUCUGAAAAAUCCCGGAAUACCGACGAAUUAUCAGCCUCACCUGCCCUACACCGAUCAGAAUCAGUUCAUCGUGCUGAGGCCCAGUGGCAUGAAAAAGGACGUGGGUCAAAGCGUCGUGCCAUUCGUCGAUACUUUACCGGUCACGCCUCACUUUCCGGUGCCUCUGGAAAAAGUCUCGCUGUAUUACAAAGGAAUGGCGGGCUCCGGUGGAUAUUUAUCGUUGAAACUCACCACUUUUGCCUACGAAACCAUGAUGUAAAUUUUUUUCGCCCUCGGAGAUUCGACUUUUCGACGCAUCUAUUGUGUGUGUUCGGUGCGGUAGAAUAUAACUUCUUACAAAAAAAACUUAUUUCUAUUGAAAUUCUGGAAAUAUAUUCGUCAACUUCUUUUUUGCGCAAGUAGAUGAAAAAUCGACGAAUUUCAUCUACGUUCAAAGUUUUUUACAUUUUCAAAGAAAUACAUAAUGUUGCUUGAUGAACUGGUGGAUAUAAAAUAAAUAUUAACAUACAAAUUUAUAAGCCCAAAAUAAAGGUAUGCUUUGUGUCAAAGUUACAGCGUUGAGCUCACGUGUGGAUUUUGUGCCAUAUGUUGGCGUGAAAAUGUUGAGCUCGAGCAGCAGCAACGGCAGAAAAUGCCGCCUUGAAAAGCCAAGGCAAUAGAGUAUGUAAAAGAAUGUACAAUUCCCCGCGGAGUGGCUUGACGUUUCAUCUUGGCUUUCCCUCGCAGUAAAAUCUCUUGAACUGUUUUUGUCGGCUGGUGUGUCGUGUAUAUAGUGGAAAAUAACAACGACGGUGUCGGCGACGACGACGACUCGGCGUAGCAGCUGGCAAAUGCUCCUGUGCAUAAUACAGCAGUCCUCCUGAAUUCUGCAGGAAUGGCAGUCCCUGAAAAGCCAGGGGGAUAAAGUAAUAGACUUUUCCAAUCGGAAUAAUAGCUUAGUGUAACCGGA
Messenger RNA from Trichogramma pretiosum, 2619 nucleotides. RefSeq lists its product as uncharacterized. NCBI's taxonomy places the organism in Eukaryota, Metazoa, Arthropoda, Insecta, Hymenoptera, Trichogrammatidae. The transcript is spliced from 7 exons. The coding region runs from base 1 to 1929 and encodes 642 amino acids. The record is from RefSeq and is a predicted model, not a curated record.